Messenger RNA from Trichobilharzia szidati, 2780 nucleotides. The record is from the annotation of a GenBank genome assembly. NCBI's taxonomy places the organism in Eukaryota, Metazoa, Platyhelminthes, Trematoda, Strigeidida, Schistosomatidae.
AAAUUUUCCUAUCACCAAGGUAUCUUACAUAACAUUGUCAUGUCAGUUUUUUUUUUUCAAAUCAUAUUUGCAUUUUUCUGUUUAAUUUGUCUUCUGAAGAAGUAAACGUAUGUGCAGCAGUGUCUUUUCUUUCUGGGAUUGGAUAAAGCCUACAAAUAAUCCUAUCGUAAAAUGGAUCAUUUUUAAAUACAAUAGAAUGCGUAGUUGUUAAAGGGUGGAUUCAAUAGUAUAAGAUGAUGAAAAGUAGAAGCAGAAUUAUUUUUCCUUUUUUCUAAAUCAUUUUUACACAAACAUCAACUACUGAUAAGUGAAGAAAUUUUCUUUCCUAGUAGAAAAUAAUUAUUUCUCUCCUUAAUAGAAAACAAAAAUAUGAAUUCCUUAUUGUAUUUGUUUGCGAGAAUUUUGUGAUGAUAUUAUCGUUUACAGCAUAACUGUAGUCAUCAUUUGAAUUACUAUUCAGUGGACAAAUAAACAUGAGUAGUGUUGCACACUUAUUCUAUGUGCAAAUUCUUAUAUUUUUAAGUAUCUUCCAAUGUUAUUUUGUCAAUAGUACAAUUUAUUCUUAUCCUCUGCAAACAUUUGGAAGAAUUGGAUUAUCUGGUGCUUCAAAACAAUCAUUUUUAGGAUCAUGGAAUUCAAAAUAUGCUGAAAAGCAUGAUGAUUAUUCAAAAGGAAAUUAUAUGAAUAAUGAUUUAUUGUUUAAUGAUCAUGACUCAUCAUCUCUGUCACCAACGUCAUCAUCAUCAUCAUCUUUGUUGCCUUUCAUGCCGUCAUCGGACUUAUCAUCGUCUUCAUUGAUGUCAUCGUCAGCACCACCACUAACCUCGUCAUCAUUACUCUUCGAUGAUAACACUUUAGGUAGCCACGAUGCAUAUUCACCAAUUAUGGAUACAUUGGAUCCAACAAAUUACUAUGCAGAUUGGCAUCGUUUAUUAAAUGGUUACGGUAGUCAAAGAUGUUAUCCAAUUCCUAAAAAUAUGUCAUUAUGUCAAAAUAUCGGUUAUGACGUCAUGGUAUUGCCGAAUUAUUUACAGCAUGAAGAUCUAAAAGAAGCUGUAGAACAGUCACAAGUAUGGAUGAGCUUAGCUCAGACUGAAUGUCAUCCAGAUUUAAGAAAAUUCUUAUGUGCUUUAUAUGCACCAGUUUGUGUAGAAGGCCAUCAAGAACGUUUGAUACACCCAUGUCAAAAUUUAUGUGAAGAUGUUCGACGAAACUGUCUACCGAAAAUGCUACAAUUUGGAUUUGGAUGGCCAGAUAUUGUAAAGUGUUCAAGAUUUCCUAAUAGUGCAACACGAAUGUGCGUACCUUUAUCACAACAGAGAAGGCUUCGUUGUUCUGGUUGUGUUGAAGAACCAACUUUUGAGAGUGCUAUUAGUAGUUUUUGUAUGGCUGAUGUUGUGUUACGAGCACAAAUUCUGUAUAUCAAUAGACAGAAUACAAGCAACAGUAAAUCUAUUCAGCUAUUUUUGGAUAGACAGGCACGAACUCUUAAACUCCCACGUGAACGCAUCAACUAUGGUCACUUGAAAAUUAUAGUUGAUUGUGAAUGCAAUCUGCUAAGCGAAGCUUUUCAUUCAUUACAAAACAGGCUGACAAAGUGGUUGAUAAUGGGCAAAAUAUCACCCAGUCGAGGUAUUCUGCACGUUGAAUAUUUGUCACGCAUCAGUCGUUCAAAUUUAGGACUUAAGCGUGCGCUGAAAGCUAUGAGACGUCCAGCUUCGCAAUUAUGUAAACUACCAAUAACGGAGAAGUUAGCACCAACUGGUAUGAAACCUAAUAUACCAAAUCCACUUCAUCAUGUUAAAUCACCACCUACUAGACGAUCUCGUUUGAUGAUGAAACAAAACCAACCAACUCAUUUAAACAAUCACUUCUAUUCAUCAUCACCUACACCAUUAAACAAAACCCACGUACGUUCAACGGCUCGCGUAUUUCCACCUUCUAAGUUGUCGAACAGUAAUUCACGCGAGAAACAUUCAGGUCGUCGUAUGUUAGUACGUCGAAGUCAAGGUGCAUCAAAUAAACAUUCAGAAAGCAAGUACUCAAAGGGUACUAGUCAUAACAACAAUUUGUAUCCAGUUAGAUCAGUUGUACUUGAAUAUUCUAAAGAUUCUAUGCAUUUUAGACCACUUAUGCAGAUAUCUAAAGCAGAAGAAAAGUUACCACUUGAAAGUGAAAAUGAUUUAUUCUCACCACAAACAGUUUCACCAUGGUUACGAUGAGGUUAUGUAACUUAAUUUAUGCAAUUUUGCGUACACCCAUAAAUUGUUAUAUGAAUUAUCAUAGUUUUCACCACAGUUUGUUUAUCUAAUAUCUGUAAUAUUAUCUACUUUACCACGAAUACUCACUAAGAUUUAAAGUUUAAGAUCAACUUCAGUUACAUAUUAAGAAAAUGUAUACACAUUUUUUUGAACGGAUACUCUGUUCGUUUAUUUAUACUACUAAAGAUAACAUGUAAUUUUUGAAGUUGUCAGUACUCCUUGUACUGUUUUUCUCUUGUUUGUAAACAUGUUUAAAAAUUUUCAAACAAACCGCGCAAAUUAACUGCUAUUUUGUCAUUAUGUAUUUCGCUGUGGACUGAAGUCCUAUUUUCUUUUGCACUUAAUACAUAUAAAUGCAUGAAAAAUUAAACUGAUUGACUUAGUAACAAGAGUAUCGGUAGAAAUAUGUUUUAAAUGAUUAAAAAUGCCCAUUAAAAUUUACAAAAGAAUGAAUACUGAACAAAGAAUACUCUUUUCGAUAACUUCAUCAUCAGGCUCUAGAGUUAUAUAUACAUUACA